AUGGCUUAUAAAGAAGGCAUGGAUGCCUUUGGUAUGCUUCAUUCUCAGCGGGCUCCUGACGAGACGGGAUCUGAAAUUAAGUAUGGGCCAUCUUAUCCACGGUCCGUACCACUGAAAGAAGUUCGGAUUUCAGUGGUCCCACAUGACCUUGUUUCUUUAUCAAAAACUAAGGAUGUUAGUUUUGGUGACUUGCGAUAUUGUUAUUCUAACGAUCAAGAGGCCAUCCAACACGUGCGACAUUAUGGCGCAGAUUUCAAAGCCAAAGUUCUUGAAUUGGUCGAUAACAAAGCUGAUGCUGACAUUACUCACAAAGUUAAUAGUGAGUUCUUUCCCAGCCUUCACUGCAUUUUACUGGAUAAGAAGGUUACUGGAAAUUUUUCUUUUAGGGGGAGGGCCCAAUUUCUCCCUUAUCUAAUGGAAUGGACAGAGAUGAUUUUACGUCAGCAUCUAGGUACCCUACGUGAUGCUGAGAUUUAUGGUGCCAUAUCAGUAUCUAGGUACCCCUUCUUAAUGGAACCAACUGUGUGGAGAGCUUUCACAGAACAUUGGGGGCCCUUAGCGAACACUUUUCACCAUAGCAGCGGCGAAAUGGGUAUUUCUUUGUAUGACUUGAAGGUCAUUGGCGGCUUACCGAUUUUGGGGAUUCCUUAUGAAGAAUUUAUUCCCUUAAAUGCAAAACUAAUGCAAGGACCUAUGCGCAGUCCAAUUGUGUCAGAGCUUUUAAGGACUCACGCUCGAAUUUGUGUCCAUUUGAAAGUUACAAAAGUAACAUGGCAGCAAUGGGUUGAAUAUUUUUAUAGAAAGAAGAAAGUUUUUGGAGGUGUUAAAGCAACUUCUGACUCCAAAACUUCCAAAACUUCAAAGAGAACUUUCCAAAGAAAAGGGCAUAAACAAACAGAUGUGUGCUCUCUUCCUUUAGAAGCAUCCCGUGAAUGUAUCCUUGCAGCUUUUGUGUCUUUAUGGUUAAGUCGAUUUGUGUUUCCCUACCAAGGCUACGAUGUGAGACCAGAGACUUUUUAUAUGGCUUCGUUGAUGGCACAAGGGGUUAAAGUUUCACUAGCGCCUUCUGUUUUAGGAUAUAUUUAUUAUGGUUUGAGUAUCGAAGCUCUGCAUAUGCAAGGUCUGGGUGAAAGUUUCAUGCCUGUACAUUACGUACUGGGUUGGUUGGCUGAACAUUUUUGUGAUCUUAAUAGUGGUUGGAGUUCCCUAAUUGACUUGCCUUUUUUAGGCAAGUAUGCUGGAGUGCCACCUGAAGAGCGGAGUUUAAACAUAGCCCGUCGUAUCUUGAGGGAAGAAGAUUAUGUCAUUCACCGACCAUAUUCUUUUCCUAUUGAAGAAGAUGUUGAUUGUAUAGACCAUGAAGACUUAUCUGAUGUUAGAUUUGAAAUGCUUGUUUCUAUGCGUUCAUCUAUGUUGCCUGUGAGAGUGGGCAAGGACUUAUUCAUUGAACCAUAUUUUCCCAAUAGAUUCGCUCGCCAGUUUGGAUUUGAUCAAGGUGUGCCAUCGAAUGAACUUCGUUCUAGUUUUUCUUGGAGGACACAAUGUGGGAUAAUUGGUGUUGCUGAAGCUUGGGCAUUACUACUGAGAAGGAACACUGGUAUUCACUUUCAUAUUCCCAGUAUCACUCGCAUGGGUCAGUGUACUUGGUGGUAUGGUCGUUGGUGGGUAAGAACUUGUAUACCUUACUUAGGAAGAUCCGUGAGAAAUCUCCAUUUAGAGUUAACCAAGAAACCUUAUGUGGAGGAGGAUCCUAAGUAUAUCAUUAAGGACAUUCGAAAAAUUUAUUCCACCCUUGAUGAGGUUUCUUUGAGAUGUACUCCUGAAAAGCAUGAUUUUACUGAUUCUGACUAUGCCGUCACUAGUGCUAACUAUGUCGAUGUUGAAUCGGACAUUGGAUCAGAAAACGACCAUUCUUUAGCUCUGCAUUUCAAACGAGUGAAACGUGCAAAGCAUGAUGAUUCUAGUCGUAUUGAAGAUGUCUCCUUCCCACUUUCUCAGAGUUCAUAG
Messenger RNA from Cannabis sativa, 2007 nucleotides. RefSeq lists its product as uncharacterized. Lineage: Eukaryota; Viridiplantae; Streptophyta; Magnoliopsida; Rosales; Cannabaceae. The transcript is spliced from 2 exons. The coding region runs from base 1 to 2007 and encodes 668 amino acids. The record is from RefSeq and is a predicted model, not a curated record.